Messenger RNA from Lithohypha guttulata, 1038 nucleotides. RefSeq lists its product as uncharacterized. Lineage: Eukaryota; Fungi; Ascomycota; Eurotiomycetes; Chaetothyriales; Trichomeriaceae. The record is from RefSeq and is a predicted model, not a curated record. The coding region runs from base 1 to 1038 and encodes 345 amino acids. The transcript has a single exon. Gene Ontology annotation, molecular function: iron ion binding; 2 iron, 2 sulfur cluster binding.
AUGGAGGUGCUCAGAACGCUGCCAGCAUCAUGGUUUACCAACCAGAAUGUCUAUGAUAUGGAGAAACGGGCUGUGUUCGAGAAAAGCUGGUUCCUCUUGGGUCCAGUAGUCCGUUUCGCAGAAGAGACAUCUGUGGAUUAUGAGUUUGCGGGUAUUGCACUCCAUGUGCAGAAAGCAGGCGAGGACAAUUUCCACGUUACAAGAAAAUCAGACGGCAGACCAGUUCCCCACUUCCUAACACCCACGGGCCUUCUGUUCACCGCUAUACAUCCAGACGCAGCUCCAAUCUUCGAGGAAUACUUCCCGCCGUCACUUCUGCCUUUACUUAACAAACAUGAUUUUCGCAAGCUACCACACCGUCGUAAGUUGUCAUAUCCAGGUGGCUUCAACUGGAAGACGAUGGUGGAUGGAUAUCAGGAAUGUCUGCAUUGUCAAUACACGCAUCGUGAAUUUAGUGCCAUGUAUCCGCCCACCUUUUACGCUGUUCAGAACGAAGGAAACAUCAGUCGACACUUUGCAGACGAGCGGCUCACGGAGGUCGACGACGGGCUCUUCUUGUUCUUCUUUCCUAUAUGCACCCUCAAUCGUUAUGCUGGUGGUAUGACCAGCUUCCGAGUGUGUCCAGGUGAGAAGGUGGGUGAGUCAAGGAUGGAAUUCGACUAUUACUACCUCAAUCAGAAGGCCAUUGACACUGUCAAUGCCAAGGCGGAAGAGCAAGGACGCCAGGCAGCAGAAGAGGAGAUAGAAAAGGCCGGUCUUGAGGGAUUUGAGGAAUACUAUCGCUUUGUCAGGCGUGUGGCAAUGGAGGAUUUUGAGCUUUGCGAAGUCGCACAGAGCAAUCUUGAAAGAGGGGUGUAUUGUCAAGGUGUGCUUAACAGUGCUAAAGAGAAUGGAGUGACACAUUAUCAGGGUUUAGUGAGGGAGAGGGUCAUGGUGCAAUUCAAGGCUGAGCAGGAAGAGAAGGAGAUGAAGUACAGGGUGGACCUUGCUGUCGGUGCUUCGCAGCAUGGCCAGGAUGUGGUAGAAGUCAUGACUUGA